This is a messenger RNA of Penicillium antarcticum, 2415 nucleotides long. Its product is annotated as putative ATP-dependent RNA helicase (Hrh1). Gene Ontology annotation, molecular function: RNA binding. The transcript is spliced from 2 exons. The coding region runs from base 1 to 2415 and encodes 804 amino acids. Gene Ontology annotation, cellular component: intracellular anatomical structure; catalytic step 2 spliceosome. Lineage: Eukaryota; Fungi; Ascomycota; Eurotiomycetes; Eurotiales; Aspergillaceae. The record is from RefSeq and is a predicted model, not a curated record.
AUGCCCGAGAAAGUCCGUAUUGUCUUCGCUGAUUCUGACGACGAAAAAGGCGUGCCCAAAACGGCCACACCAGCACCUAUCGAAGAACCGGUGCGAAAGAAGAAUCGAAACAAGAAGAGGAAGCGCGACGAGCCCGAGACCAAUGGCGCUGCUCAAGAGAAAUCAAGUGAAGCCCCUGAGCCCGUGCAGGUAGAAAAGGUUGAUCCUGCACCAGAAAAGCCAGAAGAGACACCCCGAGCAAACGGUGCACCGUCGAAACCAAAACCGAAACACAAGUCCAAAUCUCUUACCGACACAAAAACCAACUUCACAUCUUUACGAGACAAAGCCAAGGCUCUCCUCGAGACCCGGCGCAAGCUACCCAUCUUCGGAAAUGUCGAUGAGAUCCGGAACUACCUCCGCGAACAAGAUGUGAUGCUGCUGGUUGGUGAAACCGGUAGCGGAAAGAGUACCCAGAUCCCGCAGUUCCUGGUGGACGAAUUUUGGUGCCGGCCUGUGCCAACAAAAAUCACACGCAAUGGCAAGACAGAGAAGAAGCAGAUUGGAGGCUGCAUUGCUAUCACACAGCCUCGUCGAGUUGCUGCAAUCUCGCUGGCCCGGCGUGUAGCUGAAGAAAUGGGCACACCACUUGGAAAUCACUCGCCUGCUAGUAAGGUCGGCUACUCUGUGCGAUUCGAUACGUCGACAUCGCCUAGUACCCGGGUAAAGUUUCUGACAGAAGGAAUGUUGCUCCAGGAGAUGCUUCAUGAUCCAUUCUUGACCAAAUACAGCGCUAUUGUUGUGGAUGAGGUUCACGAACGAGGUAUCAAUGUGGAUUUGGUACUUGGAUUCUUGCGCAAUCUUGUCGCUAGCAAGUUUGAAGGUCGUGGUGGUGUUCCACUCAAGGUGGUGGUUAUGAGUGCUACAGCGGAUAUGGAGAGUCUAACUGGCUUCUUCCAGGAUGGAUAUAAAUCCCUGGAGCCAGCACCGAAGUCCAUCGAGAACGGUGUCGAUGCCGACAGAAUGGAUAAAUCGGACUCGAAGGAAAUUGCUGCCUGCCAUAUCAAGGGUCGACAAUUCCCUGUCAAGACGAUUUAUUCGCCCCAGCCAGUGCAUGAUUUUGUAGAUGCGGCUCUCAAGGUCAUCUUCCAGAUUCAUUGCAAGGAGCCGAUGCCUGGUGAUAUCUUGGUUUUCUUGACUGGCCAGGAGACUGUUGAGGCCUUGGAACACUUGGUUAAUGAGUAUGCUAUGGGUAUGGACCCGUCACUCCCCAAGAUUCAGGUUCUUCCCCUGUUCGCUGCAUUGCCACAAGCUGCUCAGCAACGAGUGUUUAUGCCAGCUCCACCACGUACACGUAAGGUUGUGUUGUCUACCAACAUUGCUGAAACUUCAGUUACUGUUUCUGGUGUGCGGUACGUUGUUGACUGUGGCAAGGCCAAAGUCAAGCAGUUCCGUACUCGACUUGGUUUGGAUUCGCUCCUUGUCAAGCCUAUCUCAAAGUCAGCCGCCAUCCAGCGGAAGGGUCGUGCCGGUCGUGAAGCCCCUGGACAAUGCUUCCGGCUAUACACAGAGAAGGACUAUCUCGCCUUGGACGAGACGAAUACCCCCGAGAUCCUCCGCUGCGAUCUGAGCCAAGCGCUACUGAACAUGAAGGCGCGUGGUGUUGAUGACAUCGUUGGAUUCCCAUUCCUCACCCGGCCACCCCGUGAAGCUCUCGAGAAGGCCCUUCUCCAGCUUCUCAAUAUCGAGGCCUUGGGUGAGACGGGUCAGAUCAGUGAUGUUGGUCAACAAAUUGCCAAGCUGCCCUUGACACCAACACUGGGUCGUGUCCUAUUAGCAGCAGCUGAGAAUGGACCAGAAUGCUUGAUUGAUGUCAUUGAUAUCAUUUCUUGUCUCAGCGUAGAGAACAUCUUCCUCAACACCACCUCCGAGGAAAAGAAAGAAGCCGCAGAAGCCGCACGCCGUGAUCUAUACCGCCGCGAGGGUGAUCACCUAACGAUGCUGGCAACUGUGCGCGUCUACGCCGUCGAACACUCUGACCGCAAAGCCUGGGCAGAGCGACACCUGGUGUCCCACCGAGCAAUGCAAUCCGUCAUGGACGUCCGCAAGCAACUCCGAAUGCAAUGUCGGCAAGCAAAGCUCAUCUCUGGCGAACUCUCAAACUCCGUCUCUUCACACGACCCCUCCCCCUUUCUUAUCCUCCAAAGUUUCCUCGCAGGCUUUGCAACCAACACCGCUCGCCUUGUCCCCGAUGGUAGCUACCGCACUAUCGUUGGAAACCAGACUGUCGCUAUUCACCCUUCAAGUGUGCUAUUCGGCAAGAAGGUCGAGGCGAUCAUGUACAAUGAGUUCGUGUUCACCAAUCGCAGUUAUGCUCGUGGUGUCAGUGCUGUGCAGAUGGAUUGGGUUGGUGAGGCUCUGGCUGGGAAGGAGUGA